Molecule: messenger RNA, 558 nt
Organism: Chrysochloris asiatica (Cape golden mole)
Lineage: Eukaryota; Metazoa; Chordata; Mammalia; Afrosoricida; Chrysochloridae
Product: mitochondrial import receptor subunit TOM22 homolog
Exons: 3
Coding region: 1-558 (185 amino acids)
Biological process (GO): intracellular protein transport
Cellular component (GO): mitochondrial outer membrane
Source: RefSeq, a predicted model, not a curated record
AUGGAGUGGGAGAAGAAUCAGAGAAGUGCUCUGACCGCAGAUGAUCUUCGGAGCAAAACACAGGACCACGUUCCAGACCAGCUCUGCAACCAUCCACCACCGGCUGAUUCCUCCCUAGUCGUUCCCACAGGGAAGACUGAAUAUAGCCACAGCCACUGGUGUCACUGCCGGCCUGGGGUGCCAGUGCCUCCGGAGGAAUUGCUCCCGAAAGGAGACAUCAAGAACACAGAGGAGGAUCUGGAAGAGGAUGACGAUGAGGAGCUAGAUGAGACCCUGUGGGAGAGAUGCCGGGGUCUGACGGAGGUGGUCCUGGAGAGGGUCCGGUCAGCGUCUGGAGCCACUGUUAAUCUCUCCUUUUUUGUGGCUCAGAAAAUGUACAGGUUUUCCAGGGCAGCCUUAUGGAUUGGGACCACUUCCUUUAUGAUCCUGGUUCUUCCUGUUGUCUUUGAGAUGGAGAAGUUGCAAAGGGAGCAACAGCAGCAGAUACUUCCAGAGUCCAACACAGGAUUGUCAGGAGGAAUGCCAGGGGCUCUACCUUCAUUUCCUGGAAAAAUCUAG